Lagenorhynchus albirostris (white-beaked dolphin) is the source of this 2306-nucleotide messenger RNA. It is a transcript of the gene GUSB, whose product is annotated as glucuronidase beta. NCBI's taxonomy places the organism in Eukaryota, Metazoa, Chordata, Mammalia, Artiodactyla, Delphinidae. The record is from RefSeq and is a predicted model, not a curated record. Gene Ontology annotation, molecular function: carbohydrate binding; beta-glucuronidase activity; signaling receptor binding. The transcript is spliced from 12 exons. Bases 28 to 1917 code for a protein of 629 amino acids. Gene Ontology annotation, biological process: carbohydrate metabolic process; glucuronoside catabolic process.
GCUGGCAGCUAGCGGCCCGCGGGAACCAUGCUCCGGGGGUUGGCGGGCACCUGGGCCGUGCUCGGCGCGCUGCUCUGGGGCUGUGGGCUGGCGCUGCUGCAGGGCGGGAUGCUCUACCCCCAGGAGAGCCGGUCGCGGGAGCGCAAGGAGCUCGACGGCCUCUGGAGGUUCCGCGCGGACUUCUCCCAGAACCGGCGCCAGGGCUUCGAGCAGCAGUGGUACCGGACGCCGCUGCGGGAGUCGGGCCCCAGCCUGGACAUGCCGGUUCCCUCCAGCUUCAACGACGUGGGCCAGGAUGGGCGGCUGAGGAGCUUCGUCGGCUGGGUGUGGUAUGAACGGGAGGCCGCCCUGCCCCAGCGAUGGACCGAGGACCUGGGCACACGAGUGGUGCUGAGGGUCGGCAGCGCCCACUACUACGCCAUCGUGUGGGUGAAUGGGGUCCAUGUGGCAGAGCACGAGGGGGGCCAUCUCCCCUUCGAGGCUGACAUCAGCAGGCUGGUCCAGAGUGGGCCCCUGUCCUCCUGCCGCAUCACCAUCGCCAUCAACAACACGCUCUCCCCCAACACCCUGCCGCCAGGGACCAUCCUCUACAAGACGGACACCUCCAAGUACCCCAAGGGUUACUUUGUCCAGAACACAAACUUUGACUUCUUCAAUUACGCGGGACUGCAUCGGACUGUGCUUCUCUACACCACGCCUACCGCCUACAUCGAUGACAUCACCGUCGCCACCGACGUGGACCAAGACACUGGGCUGGUGAAUUACCAGAUCGUUGUCCAGGGCAGUGAGCACUUCCAGCUGGAAGUGUGUCUUCUAGAUGAGGAAGGCACGGUCGUGGCCAAGGGGACCGGGGGCCGGGGCCAGCUGCAGGUGCCCAGUGCCCACCUCUGGUGGCCGUACCUGAUGCACGAGCACCCUGCCUACCUGUACUCGUUGGAGGUGAAGCUGACCGCACAGACGGCUGCUGGGUUUGUGUCUGACUUCUACACCCUGCCCGUGGGGAUCCGCACCGUGGCUGUCACACAGAGCCAGUUCCUCAUCAACGGGAAGCCUUUCUAUUUCCACGGGGUCAACAAGCAUGAGGAUGCAGACAUCCGAGGGAAGGGCUUUGACUGGCCGCUGCUGGUGAAGGACUUCAACCUGCUUCGCUGGCUGGGCGCCAAUGCCUUCCGCACCAGCCACUACCCCUACGCAGAGGAGGUGAUGCAGCUCUGCGACCGCUAUGGGAUCGUGGUCAUCGACGAGAGUCCCGGAGUGGGCAUCGUGCUGGCCCAGAGCUACAGCAACGUGUCUCUGCAGCACCACCUGGAGGUGAUGGAGGAGAUGGUCCGCAGGGACAAGAAUCACCCGUCUGUUGUGAUGUGGUCUGUGGCCAACGAGCCCGCUUCCUUCCUGAAACCAGCUGGUUACUACUUUAAGACGCUGAUUGCCCACACCAAAGCCUUGGACCCCUCCCGGCCCGUGACCUUUGUGACCAACUCCAACUAUGAAGCAGACCUGGGGGUGCCUUAUGUGGACGUCAUCUGUGUGAACAGUUACUACUCCUGGUAUCAUGACUACGGGCACAUGGAAGUGAUUCAGCUGCAGCUGGCAACCCAGUUUGAGAGCUGGUAUAAGACCUACCAGAAGCCAAUUAUUCAGAGCGAGUACGGAGCAGAAACCAUCACAGGGUUUCACGAGGACCCACCUCUGAUGUUCAGUGAAGAGUACCAGAAAGGCCUGCUUGAGCAGUAUCACGUGGUUCUGGAUCAAAAACGAAAAGAAUAUGUGGUUGGAGAGCUCAUCUGGAAUUUUGCUGAUUUUAUGACUGACCAGUGUAAGUGGCAGUUCGGUGCAUGGAAUGUACCGCUUCUCCUUUUUUCAGGAUAUACAGAUAUGGAAUUGGGCAAACAUGACGGGAGUAUUGAGAAAAAUUGAUACACAAUUUGCCUUGUAAUAAAUCUACUGCACCUAGACAGAAGACCUGGCAGAUAACAGGAUAAAAUAUUAACAACUGAAAUGCAAGGACAAAAAAGGACAGAUUUAACUCUAAAAGUAUGAAAACUCUUGUACAAUCAGAACUCACGAAACUGACAUUAAAAAGGCUAAAGAAUGGGUAAAAUGUCUGUAACAAAUAUGAAGUGUACUAUUAUCAGGAUCCCAAUAACUAAAUUGGCAAUAAAAGUAAAUUAAAGUACAGUAAAAUUAAAAUAAUGGCUACUAAUAUGUAACUGCUGAAUUAGAAAUUUUACAGAAAAAACUUUAAAAAAUGAGGAUAGAUGAAGCUUUGGGGAAACCUGACAACUGAGGGAAAAGCAGUUUGGUUA